AUGACCAUUCUGUCGAAGAAGAAGACGAACGCCUCAAAAGAUAGACGAGAAGGAGGCAGCACUUCCGAAGUCGAUGUUCACGGAGUGCAAAACGAGCAUAACUCCGGAUCCAUCACACUACCUAAUAGUCCAUAUCAGGUACGUGCAGCGAACGGUUUCGCGGUCGAUCUACACGGGGUUCAGACCGAUCAUGGAUCUGGUUCUAUCGUUCUUACAGGAAGCUCGUAUGAGACAAGUGUAGAUCGUCGAGAAGAUAAACAUUUUGAAGAAGGAAGUGGUCCCAGUCAUGGUAAACGCCAUAGACAACGAGCAAGUCCACACAGUGGUUGCAUUGGAAGAAAUUCACGUUCAAAACGUGAAAGAGAAAGAGACAGAGGUCGAGAAAGAGAUAGAGAGAGAGAAAGAGAACGUGAAAGACAAGCUACACCUCCUGCUGCAUCUUGCAGUGGCUUACAAGCUACAGAUGGUGGUGUCAUAGCUAACAAUCGAAUGGCUAUUGUUGGAGCUGCUGCAAAUAUAGAACAUGAAUUAGCUAAUGGUUAUAAUAGUGGUGAUGAAUAUACUGGCAGAACUGGGAACAAUUUAACUCUAGCUGAAUGGCAGGAGCGAGAUAGGUGGUUUGAAAAACGAAUGCGAAAAAUGGGAUUUAUUGUUAAAAAGAUGGGUGAAGAUGGAGCAUGUUUAUUUAGAGCAGUUGCUGAUCAAGUUUAUGGUGAUCAAGAAAUGCAUGGUGUAGUUCGGAAGCAUUGCAUGGAUUAUAUUGCUUCCAAUCAGGAAUUUUUUUCUCAUUUCGUAGCGGAAGAUUUUAGCACAUAUGUAGAUAGGAAACGACAAGAAUAUGUACAUGGAAAUCAUAUAGAGAUGCAAGCAAUGUCUGAAAUGUAUAAUCGUAGCAUUCAAUUAUAUUGCUACAGUACUGAACCAAUUAAUAUUUUCCAUACAAUGGUUGAAAGUGAUAAUGAACCAAUACGAUUGUCUUAUCAACGUGGUAGUCAUUAUAAUAGUAUAGUAGAUCCAUAUAAAGCUACGAUUGGUGUUGGUCUUGGUUUACCAUCAUAUAAUCCUGGAGCUGCAGAUCGACAACUUAUAUCAGAUGCAGUCCGUCAAAGUGAAGAAUUGCAUAUUGAACAAACAAUGCUAGAAGAUAAAAUAAAAGCAACUGACUGGGAAGCAACAAAUGAAGCCAUAGAAGAACAAGUUGCGAGAGAGAGUUAUUUGCAAUGGUUAAGGGAUAAUGAGAUGCGAAAAGCUCGAUCAGCUAGUAGCAGCAGUACAAGUACGGUAACAAGUGCGCAACACAGUCACGCACAUUUUCACUCUCAUGGAGGUCGUGGUCAACAACGUAGCCACACUUCUUCUCCAACAACAACUCAAACUAGCCAAGAUAAUUUGCGUAAUUCACCAAAAAUAAAUGAUUCGGUAAGAUACAAUAAAAGAUCCCCGCAACACCAAUCAACUCAAGGAUCUACUAUGUCUCAUCUUGCCUCAGAUUUUGAAUCUAAAAUUUCUCAGGAACCCAUACCAGGUAGUAGUAAAGAAGCUCAUACUUCACCGGAUAUUUCGUUAUUCAAUCGUCUUCCUCCUGAAGUAUUUGGCUUAACUGAUUGGGAAGACAGUGAUAUACUUUCACAAGUUUUGGCUACAUCACAGCAAGAAUACUUGGACAGCUUGAAACAAUCACGGAGUUCUGCCUCCUCUGCAAAUGAUACUAAUAAUAUACUAGAUUCCAGUAAUAGUUAAUUUUUUUAAAAUCUUUAUUGAUAAAGUUCAAAUGAAUAAUGAAGUAAAAGUAUAUGCAUUUGUAUGCAGCGUUUUUCAUAGGAUGUGAUAUAUCCGAAAGAUAAGAUAGUUCUAAAUCAAAAAAAUGAAGCAAUUCUUAGUGUUAUCACAUGGUCAUUAAUCAUUGAGAAUCAUUGACAAUUAUGUUGAAUGCAUACCUAAUAAACUUAAUUACUAGUUGCAAAUCGUGUCAUAUUGAUUUCUAUUCUAACAAUCAUUGUUUACAUCAAAUUCGCGUUGAAGUAUAUACUUAUUAUAUUUCUAAAAAAAUUGGAUUGUAAUUUUAUCAAAUAUUAUCGUAAUAUAUUCAUAAAAUUUAGAAUUUUAAUAAAUACACUAAGUUGAAUAUUUUGUAGAAAUAUUCACAAAAUCAAUAUAAAAAAAUAAUAUCAAAUAAGAAUAUUUGAUAAACUAAUAUAGAUGUGUUAAGUUUAUUAAGGAUGCAUCUAUUUUUCUGUUUCAAUAAAAAUAUAAUUGAGAAAAAUGAUCACGUAAAAGCAUCAAGAAUUGUUUUUUUUUUUUUUUUAGUUAAAAUGUUUUUGAUUUAACAUGAGUUUGACAAUACAUCUUAUGAGAUACUCUGUACAUACUGCAGUAUCAUCUAAUUCUGCAUUGCACUAGGGUAUAAGGUGAUUUGCUUUUUUCAUUGGAAGUAAAUGUUUGGUCAACGUAAUCGUCGUUCAAUUCCAUUCAGAAUUGUCGAUGUGUGCACGAGUACUCUAAAACUGAAGAGUUCAUACAAUCUAAUGUGUACAUUUUUUUAAAUUAGAAUAGCCAUAUUAUUUUGUCAGCUGUGUUUCACCUUACUAUGGUCAAGAUAUUUUUUACGAUCAAUUCUUGAAAAAUAAUUUUUUUGUUAUUGUGUCAUUUUGUCAUCUAUAAUAAAUUUUCUGCGUGUUCUUGAAUACAACGUUUACUAUCAUGAACUAUGCAAUUCAAUCAGAUUAAUUAUGUCAUCAUACUUUUCUUUCGUGAUAUGAUAUGAUACAUCUAAACGCUUUAGGAAAAAAAUCUUUAUUGCGUUAUUUGUAAAAAAGACGAAUAAAACUACUACAUGUAAUUUAAUGCCCCAAUUUUCCCUACCUUUGCAUAUGUGCUUUCGUUAAUAUGUAUAGAAUGUUUGCUAAUGAAUUUUAGAGAUUUUAAAUAGUAUUAAAGUAAUACUUUAUAAAUUGUGAGCAAACAAAAUGCGUUUUUGUAAACACUUUUUAUGAAUGAUAAUAAACCCACAACCUAUGCACGUCA
Molecule: messenger RNA, 3024 nt
Organism: Apis cerana (Asiatic honeybee)
Lineage: Eukaryota; Metazoa; Arthropoda; Insecta; Hymenoptera; Apidae
Gene: Duba
Product: Deubiquitinating enzyme A
Biological process (GO): protein deubiquitination
Molecular function (GO): K63-linked deubiquitinase activity; cysteine-type deubiquitinase activity
Source: RefSeq, a predicted model, not a curated record